CUAGCAUUCAGAUUCUGAUAAGCAUUUGCGCAUCUACUACAGUAGCUUUAUCUUUUGCUCUUCAAAUCACUAUAAAGUGAAGGCACCAUUUAUAAAGUUAUUUUAAUAGUUAGUAUUUUUACAGUGUAUUUGACUAAGAAGAAAAAACUAAGUGAUUUUAGUGAAAUUUGAUGCGUCCAAGGUUUAGCGAUGUAUCGACCAAGUUUUGCAUUUUGGUACUGCGUGUUUCUGUUUGUCAUUCUAUCCUCGGGAAAGAACGAAGAGUAUUGGGAAAAUUUCACAAGUGGCGAUGCACAAAGUGACAAUUCAACGAUGCUAUACAAACUUAACGCAAAUUCUAUGAAAAAUCAAGAUAAUGAGACAGAUUUAAUGCGUUAUAAUUCGCGAGAAAAUUCUGUGAAAUAUAAAAGUGAAACAAACUCUAUGUUGCAUGGACUUAAUGAACAUUCCAAUGAAGAUAACAAUGAUAAUAUCGUUCUGUAUAAAAUGUGUAAUAAUACUUGCAUACAGCAUUGCUGUAAUUUGAUAAUUGACAAUUGCUAUUUCGUGAAGUUACAAGAGUUUCCGGAUAAUUCUAAUUUUACGUGGGAAGCCGAAUUUGCCUAUUCAUGCGAAGAAAGGGAGCUUCCGUUUGAUAUUAUGGAUAAUGAGAAUACAAUGUUUUUUGACAACAGCUUUCUGAACUUAUCACGUCACGAUAUAUUAAUUUCGUUGUUAUCUAAGUGCGCUAAUAUUUUAUUGCACUCUAACUCAACUAACUGCUUCGCCAUUAUGGAGCAAAACCUAUCGAUAUAUAUGGACAUUAGCAGUGCAGUUUUCAUAGCAUCUUUGCUGUGUCUUCUGAUGACAUUCAUCGUGUAUUCCAUAUGUCCAGAACUUCAAAAUAUACACGGAUAUACUUUGCGUUCAUAUGUAGCAUCAUUGUUCGUCGUAUUUACGAUCAUCCUAAUCGCCAAUAGAAAUCUGUUUGCACAGACGUAUUCUGUCUGUGUUGCAGCAAGUUUACUAUUAUAUUUCUGUUAUUUUACGAGCUUAUUGUGGCAAAAUGCGAUAUGCUUCGACAUUUUACGGACAUUUGGAGGAAUUCGUUUCUUACGUAACAGCGUAAAACAAUCAAAGAGAAAAAUUUUCCUCACGUAUUCGUUCUGUGUGUGGGGAGUCGCCAGCAUUUAUGUCAUUAUUUGUGCUAUAAUGAAUUUUGUUCCCACUGUGCCUGAUAAUAUGCAACCAAAUAUCUGCAUCGAUUCAACACUCGGAUUCUCGGAAGAUAUGGAAAUUGUAUACUUUGAAAUACCCAUAAGUGUUCUUAUCAUCUGCAACAUAUGUUUCUUGAUUUUUACGAUGUUAAACAUCGUAUACGCAACAAAAAAUAUUGACUGCUCUCUAAAAGAUGCAAAGACCAAUCACCAAACUAAGCAAAGAUCUAUGACGUAUCUGAAGCUAUUGCUGUUGGCGGAUAUAAACUUGGGCCUACUAAGAAUAUUUAGAUGGACUAGCGAUAUAAUAAUUGUAAGCUUUAAUAUUUGGGAAUUUAUACCAAAUUAUGUUCUCCUUAUCUUAGAGACGAUAGAAUGCGUGCAAAGCUUCAUCAUUUUCAUCAUAUUUGUUUGCAAGAAAAGAAUUUGGCAAUUACUGUUGAAACGAUUCGGUUGUGAAAAGUUAUUCGUAAAACGGGAAAACAUCAACAAGUAACAAUUGCCGUACCGCAGCUUUACAAACUUCUUUUACAACAGUAACAGAGAUCCACGCAAGAAGUCAAUAUGCAGACUAAUUGUCAUGUGAUUUGUCUCAAAUAGUCAACACUACAAUUAAAACCGUUGCAAGAAAAAAUAUAUUUUUUAUUAUUUUUUAAUAUUUCUUAAAUUAUUUUUAAGAAUUUUAAAUACUAGAUAUUAUUUGUAACUUUUAUCAUAAUUUUUCAUAAAACUGAAUAAUAAAAUUCCAAGAUACGUAUGAUCAAUGCAUAUCAAUUUGCGCGAAAUAUUUCAUUGUUGGUUUUUCUAUACAUGUAAUAAUAAUAUGAUAACAAUAAAAACAUGAAGAUGUACCUAUAUUUAUCAAAAAAUGC
Messenger RNA from Linepithema humile (Argentine ant), 2068 nucleotides. Its product is annotated as G-protein coupled receptor Mth2-like. Gene Ontology annotation, biological process: G protein-coupled receptor signaling pathway; cell surface receptor signaling pathway. NCBI's taxonomy places the organism in Eukaryota, Metazoa, Arthropoda, Insecta, Hymenoptera, Formicidae. The record is from RefSeq and is a predicted model, not a curated record. Gene Ontology annotation, molecular function: G protein-coupled receptor activity. Gene Ontology annotation, cellular component: membrane.